Pyrus x bretschneideri (Chinese white pear) is the source of this 779-nucleotide messenger RNA. Its product is annotated as acyl carrier protein 3, mitochondrial. The coding region runs from base 225 to 605 and encodes 126 amino acids. NCBI's taxonomy places the organism in Eukaryota, Viridiplantae, Streptophyta, Magnoliopsida, Rosales, Rosaceae. The transcript has 4 exons. The record is from RefSeq and is a predicted model, not a curated record. Gene Ontology annotation, cellular component: mitochondrion. Gene Ontology annotation, molecular function: acyl carrier activity; acyl binding. Gene Ontology annotation, biological process: fatty acid biosynthetic process.
GAAAAUCGGGAAAAGUGGCGUGCGAUCUCCGAACAAACCGAUAGCGAACUAGAGCGGCAGCCUCGCGAGUCUGCUUUGUUUCAUCAAAAACAUCAGGCGGAUUUGAGUUAUUGUUCAAAAUCCUGCAAUUAAAGUUUCAUAGCCCAGAUGUACUUUCUCAGAGAAAGAAAUCUAAAGCUAGAAGCUUGUAGCUUAAGAGUAUUUGUUCUGCUCAUCUUUCCAACAUGCAAAGCAUUAGGAAUUCCAUCUUGUGGCAUGUGAGGGUAGGGAGUUCAGCCGACAAAUGUUUGCCCACCGAGAGAGGACAUUUGAUCAAAUCUCUGAGCCGCCACAUGUGUGCAGCAGCAGGUGCCGGCGCUGAUCAAAUAAAGGACCGAGUUAUUAAAUUGGUGAAGAAAUUUGACAAAAUUGAUGCAUCUAAGGUUACUGAAACAGCUGAUUUCCAAAAGGACUUAAGCCUGGAUAGUUUAGACAGGGUGGAGCUCGUAAUGGCGUUUGAGGAAGAAUUCUCCAUUGAAAUCCCUGAAGAGAAAGCCGAUAAGUUGACCUGCUGUGCUGAUGUUGCAAGAUACAUUACUUCUGGAGCUGAGCAGAAGUGUGUUUAGUCCUGCCUAAUUCCCAUUUAGGACAUGAUUUCUGUAUUCAAAAUGUCUUUUGGGAUUUUCACAUGACAUUAAUUAGCCUUAUUUUAAAGCUAUAAAAAUGUAGGUAAAACCUUGAGACUGAUUAAGAUCACACCUCUCAAUUCGCAUAUCUUAUAUCAUAUGAUAUUCAUCUCC